AUGCCGAGGGAGGAUCCUGAGUAUCCUCCGGAGUAUUCUCUCAUCACCAUCGACCCUGGAUGUUGCAACUGCUCCUGUGGCGACUGUCUUUUCCGCUGCGGGUGUCGUUUUCUCGUGGCCCUCGCCGCGUUCUUGGUCUUUGGCGGCUACACGAGGGAUGCAGGAAGCUUGGAGGAUCAGUUUACUUGCGUCCACCAUGGAAUGUGCGGCCUGAGCGAAGUCGGCACGGGUUUGGAUGCCAUGCCCGUUGACAUGCCAUGGCGGCUACAUGAAGACUAUGAGGUUGUCGUCCUCUUCUCCGGAAAGGCAGGGAGCGACUGCCUGGUCAAAUGUGAGGAGAGCGAGCGUUGCUCCGGAUACUCUGUCCGUUACCGAAGCAUGCAGACAUACUGUGUGCAUUGGUUCAAGGGCUUGUGCAAUGUCAGCGAGGACAACAUGGAGAAGAAUGCGUAUUGGGACAGCUGCCGAAGUUCGAACUGCUCCACGUGUACAAAGAACGCUAUUCCUGACACAGUCAUUCAGUAG
This is a messenger RNA of Symbiodinium natans, 525 nucleotides long. The record is from the annotation of a GenBank genome assembly. NCBI's taxonomy places the organism in Eukaryota, Dinophyceae, Suessiales, Symbiodiniaceae.